AUGGAGAUUGAUCAGUACUCAGCUCGUGCUGUCAAUGAGGAUUAAGCCCUAAUGAGUAAGAGAGGUGAUUAAGAACAAAGAAAAGCAGAGUUCUUUCAACGUUGUUUAUAGGAUCGUAAAGUUCAUACAGAUUUAUCCUAAUCAGAAAAAUUUAUAUUUGGAGACAAAGCCAUAUAUAUGGGAAGAUUCAAAUUGGAAUAGAGAUUGUAGGAUAUCGAUGAAGUUUUUUUGCCUUUUGACAAUAUUGAUUUGGAUGAAAAGGAACGUAAUGAAAAAAUGAAAGAGUUAUCAAAAUCUUCUUAAUCUGAAAACUAAAGGAUUGAUAUUAGUAAGAGGAACAAGAGGAUCGAAAAUUUUUGGUUGAUAAUAAGUCCAGAUAGUUCUAUUAAAAUAUUGUGGGACUUCUUCUGUAUGAUAUUAAUUCUCUACGAAAUCAUAACAAUACCAAUAAGAAUCAGUUUCGACAUAGAAGUGAGUGCGGAGUUUGGUUAUGUGAUAACAGCAGCGUUUAUAUUUGAUAUUUUGUUAACAUUUAAUACAGCAGUAUAUUUGAAUGGAAAUAUCAAUUAUUCAUAUAAGGCAAUCGCACUGGAUUAUUUCAAAUUGUGGUUUUGGAUAGAUGUUGUGGCAUCAUUUCCUUAUGAUAUGGUAUUCAAUACAGUAUUGACAGGGGAAGCUGAAGACGAAGCGACUUAGUCUUCUUAAAAUUUAAAAAAGAGUACUUAAAUUUUAAGAGUAUUAAAAUUCUUUCGAUUUGUUAAAGUCAUACGUUUGUUAAGAUUGGCAAAGUUGAAGGCAAUAAUGGAUAAAAUAGAGGAGUAUUUUUCAGACAGUUCUAUAAUUUAAACAAUCGGGAGUUUUUUAAAGCUGUGUGCAUUUGUCUUAUUUUGGUCUCAUUGGCUUGGAUGUAUAUUCCAUUUUAUAGGGUAAAGCGAGGAUACAACAUACAAUUGGCUGUCUAUUUAUGGAUUGUAUGAUGAGCCUUGGGAAAUUAGAUAUGUAAAUUCAGUAUAUUGGGCAGUGACUACAAUGAUUACUGUAGGCUAUGGUGAUCUAUCUCCAUAAACACCAUUAGAGAGACUAUUUGGAGUGUUCUUUCUUCUCAUUGCUUGUGGUGUGUUCUCUUUUACUAUGAACACCAUCGGUAAUACAAUGCAAUAACUAAGUUAGAAGUAAGAUUAGUAUCAGAAGAGGAUAUCUGAAAUAAAUAUAUAUAUGGCUAAAGUCAAGAUUCCAAAGCAAUUAUAAAAUAAGGUUAGAAGAUAUUUAUAGUAUAUCUGGGAUUCUCAUCGUAGUGUAAAUUUGGAAUCAAUUUGUUAAAAUCUCUCAUUAUCUCUAAAAUACGAGUUUACCAUAUAAGUGAAUGGUACAAUAUUGGCUAGUUAUAAAUUGUUGUGUGAGACAUUUUCAAGGAAGUUGCUAAUUGAAUUGACUCAGAUUCUAAAAGAAUAGACAAUUUAACCAGAUGAAUAUGUCUUUAUAGAAGAUGAGCCUAAGAAUGAACAAAUUCUAUAUUUUAUUUAGGAAGGUCAAAUAAAUAUUGUGUUAAUUAAAACUAGACAAAUAGUGGCUAGGUUGAGUAAUAAGUAGAUCUUUGGUGAAAUUAGCUUCUUUGGUAAUAUUGGCAGAACAGCAUCAGCUAAAAGCAAUGGUUUCACUGAUGUAUUUGUUUUGAAAAGACAAGAUUUUGUGGCUCUAUUGGACAAGUUUCCAGAAGACAGGGAACGAUUUAAUUAUAUCAAUGAAGAAGUCAAUAAACGAUAAUUGUAGGUGUUGAAUAUUCAUUGCUAUGCUUGUGAUUUACCAGGACAUGUUAUUAGAGAUUGUCCCUCAUUACAUUUUGUGAUUGAUUUGUAUGUGUAUUAAAAGACCAAAAUCAGAUGCAUCAAAGCCAUAAUGAAAGAUUUCGUAAGGAAAGAUCGAAUGAAUUAUAAUGCUUUGAAGAAUAGGGAGGAUUUGGAAAAAGAAGCUAAGAGACUGUAGAUGAAUAUACCUACUCAUAAAUUCUUGAUGGAGGAAUGCAAUGUGGAUGAUCAAUUAUCUUAGGCAGUGGAGGAUGAAUCCAUAAAAAAGGGAUUCAAAUUAAGAUCUAAGUUUAAAGAAGACAGGAAUAGAAGAAGAAAUUGGGAAUAAACUUUUAAGAAAUCUGCCCAGAAGAUUCAGUAGAUCUAAAUUAAGCAAUCAGAGAUAUUUAGUAUUACCAAAAGUCUUUCUUAAGCACUAUUAUCUUCUCAUGCUAGUGGGGAAACCAGUCUCAAUCACAUUGCAAUUAAUUAGUUCAAAUCUCCAAAUGAGAGUUCAGAAGAUAGUGAUAGUGGAACCAUCCAAUAAAAGAUGGAAGACAUUAUGGCUGACUAUUAGAUAUUCAAAUAAGAAGUAGACAAGUACAAUGGGAGUCAACAAUUGGAGAUCAAGAAGAACUUUGUGUUGCUGAAUGAAUUUGAAUGUGGCUAAGAUUUCAAUAUAUUUUAUCCUCACAACAAUCUCUCUGUUGUGUUGAAAGAAUUCCACAAGUAUCAAUUAGGUAACUCUGUCAAACCUAAAAUCGAUACUGAAUAUGAUACCAAUGUAUUUCAGGAAUACAUGGAAUAUUAUGUAAUAGACAUAGAAGAUGUGAAUAGAUUUAAAUUGGAAGUCAAACCAUCUUAAAUCAAACAAUUUCUACCUUUCACAGAACUUCUCUAAUCAUCAUAUAACCGUUAAAAAAAAAAGAACUUUGGUUUGUUAAAACAUCCAAAAAGAUCGUUUAAAUAAGUUGUUAGAGCAAUUAUAUUGGCAAGAAAAUUUAAAUGA
Molecule: messenger RNA, 2793 nt
Organism: Paramecium tetraurelia
Lineage: Eukaryota; Ciliophora; Oligohymenophorea; Peniculida; Parameciidae
Exons: 2
Biological process (GO): transmembrane transport; monoatomic ion transport
Cellular component (GO): membrane
Molecular function (GO): nucleic acid binding; monoatomic ion channel activity; zinc ion binding
Source: RefSeq, a predicted model, not a curated record